CCACGGUCAACCUGUUAGUUAGUCAUGUGAGAACGGUAAAAACCGCUCGGCAGGAACUCUGGAAGAGCAGUUUCUCGGAAAUGGUAAUAAUGACGUAGUGGAACCUGCUCCUCGUUCCGGGCAAGGAUACAUGAUGCUCUGACGGUCGUCCCUUAGCUUCUUUGUUGGUUGUGUGGUUUGGUGCGAUGUUUGUUUGCUGGAUCUGCGUACGGUGCAACACGUCCACAAAGUUUACGAAAAUGCGUCAUUCGAACGAUUCCACGGACGAAACACUGUGAGAUUAUCAUCUGGGAACGGAAAGCCACGGAAUUACAAGAGAUCGCGACAACGAAAUACCGAUUUUACGUCGCCAUGCAGCGAUUUGAAACAAUUUCGCCAGGGUGGCAUGCUAAGAAGAUGGACAUGAGCUUGUUGCUAGUGAACGGGCUAUUGAUGAUGGGAUUCGUCGUGGCCACGAUGCCGGACGCUAUGGUGCUAGGAUCGGCGGGUUCGACUCUGGUCAUGGACCAGGACAUCCCCUCGAGGACUUGUAAAUACAGCAAAGCUUACUCGAUGCUACAGGUGCGCUGCGUGAACCUCGGCUUGCCUUACAUUCCUACCACUCUGAAGACGGACAUUCAGAUUCUAGACGCGUCUGGGAACAGGAUCCGCGAGGUGACCAACACCAGCCUGGCCGCGUACACGAACCUCGCGUACCUCUAUCUGGGCGACAACUUCAUCGGGGACAUUCACGAGGAGGCGUUUAGCAACCUGCGUUACCUGGAGGUGUUGGAUCUGUCGACGAACGGCUGCGACAAACUGCCCAGAAACCUCUACCAGCUGCCCUAUCUACGGAAGUUGUAUCUGUCCGGGAAUAUGCUUCGCGACGACGCAUUCACCGAGAUCGACGUGAUGUCGCCCCUGAAUUUCCUCCAAGUGUCGAAGAACAAGAUCUGCCGUAUUCCCCAACUGGGCCCGGUCCCGACUCUGAUGCAUCUGAACGUCUCGGGCAACUCGAUCACGUCGGUGACGCCCGACGAUCUGGCUCCAUUUUGCUCCCUAAAGGUGCUCGAUCUCUCCAGGAAUCCGAUCAAGUUCGAUCUGGCCGCCUGCGAGUGCCAGACGUUGAAUUCAUGGCUGAAGACUCGCGGUAUACGCGUGCUGCCGGUGUUCAAUUGCACCGACGAGCUGAAAAGCGGUUGCCCAUCGAACGCCGAGUUCAGUAACAGGACCAACGAGCUGUACGAUCGGUGCGCGGACAUCAUGCGGCUGAAGAUCGAGACGGAGAAGGCAAGGUACACCUGGAUCGUGGUCGCCAGUUGCAUCGCUGGUUUUCUCGUCUGUCUGUUCGUUGUGCUCUUCUGCGUGCACAAAGUGAAUAAACGCAGGAAGAAGAAGCUGAAGGAGAAGCAAAGAUUGAACGCUGCGAGCAACGGGAAUAACGCGAACACCGAGCUACUGAACAGCAAUCUGAGCCAACCGGAGAACACUUGAACAGGGACGGGACUCACCGAGGCCACUGAAUCGCGUCAGGUGCAAAGCGGACCUCUUUCGAGAACGAGCUUGUUUCGCGGGAAUAUCGCCGGAAGACUUCGCGGAAGCUUGUUCUCCUUGAAUGCAUUUUAUGGUGGGGAUGGGCAGAGGGCGCAAGGGAGAGAGAAAGAGAGAGAAUGAAAGUGAGUGUGUGUGUGAGAGAGAGAGGUAAUAAUCGAGUUGAAUGAAACUAAAAUUGCAGUUCACCUUUGAAAAUACAAUACUAUCUGUUCGACGAAAAUAACCAUCGUGUAGUCACCGAUAACGAUUAUAUGGGCCAGCUUUCGGCAAAGGAUUUCACGAAUUCCAAUCGAAACACUUAAUCUUCGAUCGGUAGUAAUCCCUCUCGCGCGUGAGCCAGCACUCGACCUCGAUAGUUCGAUCCCUCGUUCUGAUCACGUCGCGAUCGUCGGAUUCCCGGAAAUCAUUACACAAAGGUUGUACCCGUUUACUAUCGAUGAUUCGAUCGGACUGGAACGCGUUGUCGGUUACCCAUUCUGAUAGACUGCGCGCCCGUUUCCCCCGUAUUUUGAAACGCACUUGACGAAUCCUCUCCUCGUACGGGUGAGGUGGUCUAACUGCGUCUUUCUCGUCCGCGAAUCCACGGUGCUUGUAAUUGCAAUUACACGCAGGUUUACCACGGGGAAAUCGUAACGCCGCGUUUAAUUGCAAUUAGUAUCGUUGGAUCGACGCGCUUUAACCGCCCUCCAUAUCAUCCCACAUCCGCGGGUGUUGCACAACUUUCUGCAACGCGCGAAAACGGGAAUGACAAAUGGGAUUCGGU
Dufourea novaeangliae is the source of this 2296-nucleotide messenger RNA. It is a transcript of the gene Lapsyn, whose product is annotated as decorin. The transcript has 4 exons. Gene Ontology annotation, molecular function: protein binding. Lineage: Eukaryota; Metazoa; Arthropoda; Insecta; Hymenoptera; Halictidae. The record is from RefSeq and is a predicted model, not a curated record. The coding region runs from base 352 to 1473 and encodes 373 amino acids.